CCGACUCUCGCGUGCGUCUAGGCACCAUUUUAUAAGAAAUGCGAUUAAGGUGUGGAAAGACCUUAAAAACUCUGCGAAGAUUUCGUGUCGUCGUCUUGUUUGCUGGAUUUCCUCUGGUUCGCUACGAUACAUAAACGCCACUUUAACAGAGAAACUGCACGUCAGACGCAGAUCUACUUCAGUCGGGUUAUACUAAGCUCGUUAGCUAACUUGGUUUCUUCUUUGUCAGGGCCUAAUCUUUGGAUGCAUAACUGAAAGGUGAAAGAUGACACAGUUUCUGCCGCCAAACCUGCUGGCGCUUUUUGCCCCGCGGGACCCGAUACCCUACUUGCCCCAGUUGGAGAAAUUGCCUCACGAGAAACACCAUAACCAGCCUUACUGUGGUAUCGCACCUUUCAUCAAGCACUUCGAGGAUCCUAGAGAUGCCCCUCCUCCAACUAGAGCAGAGACCAGGGAGGAAAGACUGGAAAGAAAGAGGCGGGAGAAGAUUGAGAGGAGACAAGCUGUUUUGGAGACUGAGCUGAAGUUGUGGGAUCCCCACAAUGACCCGAAUGCUCAAGGAGAUGCUUUCAAGACAUUGUUUGUUGCAAGAGUGAACUACGAUACAACAGAGUCUAAACUCCGUCGUGAAUUUGAAGUUUAUGGGCCCAUCAAAAGGAUCUACAUUGUUUACAACAAGAGGACUGGGAAGCCCAGAGGCUAUGCCUUCAUAGAGUAUGAGCAUGAGAGGGACAUGCAUUCGGCCUACAAACAUGCUGAUGGUAAGAAGAUCGAUGGGAGAAGGGUGUUGGUGGAUGUGGAGAGAGGACGCACAGUUAAAGGAUGGCAUCCACGCAGGCUAGGUGGUGGUCUAGGUGGCACAAGGAGGGGUGGUGCUGAUGUGAAUAUCAAGCAUUCAGGCAGAGAUGAUACUUCUCGCUAUGAUGAAAGACCUAUAGGCGGGGACCGCGACCGUGGUGGUGGUGGUGGUGGCGGUGGAGGUGAUCGUCGGGCAGAACGUAGCCGAGAGAGGGACCGUGACAAGGAUCGGGGUGAAAGGAGGAGGUCCAGGUCCAGAGAGAGACGGAGACGCAGCUCACGCUCCCGAGAGAGGGAGAGGGCUGAGCGUGGGGUUGGAGUGGCUGGUCCCGGGGUUGGUGGGCCUGGUGAUGAGGGUGGCAGCAGCAGACGGAGGGAGCGAGAGAAGGGAGGUGGGGGUGACAGCAGGAGCAGGGAAAGAAGCAAAGACAGGGAAAGAAAGAGGAGAAGUAGGAGCAGGGAUAGAAAGAGGGACAGGGAGCGAGGCAAAGGUGGUGGGGAUGAAGUGGGCGAAGGUGGAAUCGGGCUUGGCGAUGGCAUGGUAGAUGGAGAACGAGCAAUGGACGACCCCAAUUCUGCAGACCUAGGCAACCCAGGUCGUGAUGAAGGAAGCAUGGAAGGUGAGGAUAGGGGAAGAGAACGUGGAGAUAGAGACCGGGAGAGGGACAGGGACAGACGGCGUAGUCACAGGGACAAAGACCGGGACCGAGACAGAGAGCGGAGGAGGGGGGAUAGAGACAGGGAUAGAGAGAGGGAGCACAGGAGAGAGAGAGGAGAUAAAGAAAGAGGUGGGGAGAGAAGGGAUGACAGGCAGUUGGGCCCGCCCUCUAUGCUCCCCCCUUCUCUGGUUCAGGAUGGGGCCAGUAAUUUUGAAGACAUGCCUAUGCCAGAGGAAGGUAGUCAAGAUGGAAUGAUGGAUCAGGAGUCGGUCCAGUCUGGGGAGGGAUACAUAUCAAAUGAGAAUGGUUAUAGAAUGGAGCCACGGGGAGAGGAAUACUAACAUGGGUUGUGGAAGUGCUAUCCUGUUUAUAAUGGGGGACCCAUUGAAAUAUUGUGCUUAAAACGUUCAAAUUCCUAACCGCGUAGUUCAACCCUGUGUAAUGUGUCCUUUCAGUAUCCAACAUGGUGUUUGCAGAGCAGUACCAGUAAAGCCAUUAAUGCACGUUUUGAGGAAA
Messenger RNA from Brienomyrus brachyistius, 1973 nucleotides. RefSeq names its product U1 small nuclear ribonucleoprotein 70 kDa-like. Gene Ontology annotation, molecular function: U1 snRNA binding; mRNA binding. The record is from RefSeq and is a predicted model, not a curated record. Bases 266 to 1798 code for a protein of 510 amino acids. NCBI's taxonomy places the organism in Eukaryota, Metazoa, Chordata, Actinopteri, Osteoglossiformes, Mormyridae. Gene Ontology annotation, cellular component: precatalytic spliceosome; U1 snRNP; U2-type prespliceosome. The transcript has 10 exons. Gene Ontology annotation, biological process: mRNA splicing, via spliceosome.